Messenger RNA from Prorocentrum cordatum, 1249 nucleotides. The record is from the annotation of a GenBank genome assembly. NCBI's taxonomy places the organism in Eukaryota, Dinophyceae, Prorocentrales, Prorocentraceae.
GCCAUCAGCGAGCACGCGCUCGCGCACCCCCAGGAGGCCGCUGCCCACUCGCUCGCGGGCUGGGAGGCGAUCUGGGGCGACGAGUACGACCCGACUGCGCCGUGGUGCCAGCCGCCCAAAGCUUUCGAGAGGGAGGAGUACAAGACGCCACCCAUCAUGCCCAAGGACGUGCUGGUGGAGGCCAGUGGCAAGUUCCGCGCCAAGACGGGCCUCGGAGAGUCGGAUUGGCAUCCGCGACUCUGGAAGCAGGGAAGCGUCCAAGGAGCAGCGCGCGUGGCAAGCGUGCUCAACGCGGUAGAGGCGGGGUCGCCAUGGCCCGAGCCUCAAUCCACCAUCUUGUUCUGCCUGCUCGCGAAGCCCGCAGGAAGCUACAGGAACCUCGGCUUGAUCCCAGAGCUGGCGAGGUUGUGGGAGACCAUCCGCUUCCCUUACGCCAGGCGCUGGGAGGAGGCGAACAGACGGGCUUACGACUGGGCUGCCGAGGGCCGCUCAAGCGAGCGGGCGGCCUGGGACCAGGCGCUCUUCUGCGAGGCGAACGUCGCGGAGGGGCUCGCGUGCGCCGUGACGUACUUUGACUUGGUCCAGUGCUUCGAGUACGUGACCCACGAGCUGGUCGUCCUCAGGAUCUACGCGAUGGUGAGGCGCAUUGUCCUCGACGGGUGCUACACGCGCGGGCGGCGCUGGGCCAGGAGCAGGUUAGCGCCCUUCUGCCUCAAGACGGUCCUUUACAUGGAGUUGGACGGGAUCGUCCAAGCCUUCCGGUGGGCGGACACCUGCCUGUUUUUCGACGACCUGGCGAUGACACUGGUCAACAUGUUCGAGGGGGUCCUGGACAUGCGGGUCUCCCAGGGCGAGGAGGGCAAGACAGUCACCCUGGCCCCGACCUCUGCCUUGGACGCGGAGCUCGGCAAGCGCAUCAGCACCCACGGAGUGAAGAUGGUGAAGGAAGAGAAGCACCUCGGCGUGACGACGGCUGUGGGCAAGUACAGGCGAGUGGGCGCCUUCAGCAAGAAGGCAAUCAAGUUCGCCGCCAGACGUGAUCGGAUCGCGAGGGUCCGACGAAUCCGGCGACCAUCACACCAGGUGAUCAGGCACGCCAAGGUGCCGUCGUUGCUCUACGGCGAAAAGCUCAUGGGCAUGGCCGACACCAAGCUGGGCGAAUUGCGGCAGAGCGUGGCGACGGCCAUGGCUGGCAACGCCAAGGGGCGGUCCACGUACCUGACGCUGCUGGCCGACGACGUGGACCCAG